Setaria italica (foxtail millet) is the source of this 2592-nucleotide messenger RNA. RefSeq lists its product as uncharacterized. Bases 140 to 2284 code for a protein of 714 amino acids. The record is from RefSeq and is a predicted model, not a curated record. Lineage: Eukaryota; Viridiplantae; Streptophyta; Magnoliopsida; Poales; Poaceae. The transcript is spliced from 3 exons.
ACCAAACGGUUCGAAUUUCGAAACGCUCCAUUCGUCCCCACCGGCCACCCCUCUCCAUCUCUCCAGCUCACCGCCUUCACAAUCCCCACAUCACAUCGCCGCUUCGGAUCGAAUCCACCUCAUCUCGACGCGCGCCGCCAUGGAUUUCCCCAAGCGAGAGCGAGCACUUCCCCAAGGUUCCCCGCGAAGGAGCCCCAAGGCGAUGAGGCCCGGAGCGGCCACGGAGGCCGACGAGAACGCGAGCCCCAAGCGUCCCGUGGCGGCGUGGGCCGCGUCGCCGCAGAGGAAGAAGGUGCUGGGGGAGCGGAACGACGGCGGCGGCGCCAGCAUGGAGACCGUGGCGUCGCCGCCACCGCCGCAGCCGAAACCGGCUCCGAGCCCGCCGACGCUCACGGGCCGCGGCGCGGGGGCGUACGACCCGAAGACGAACUACACCACGCCGCGGCCGGAGUUCCUGCGCUACGACCCCGAGCGCCGCCGCGAGAUCCUCCUCCGGGUGGCGCGCGCGGCGGAGGUGGACGACUGCUCCAGCUCCGCCUCGGGCACCGGGGCCUCGGAGGACGACGGUGGCUCCGUCUCCUCGGACGCCGCGGCGGCGUCACCCGUCUCGUUUGCGCGAAGGAGCGACUCCGAGGCCGAGCUUGACGACAGCGACGACGACGACGACGAGGAGGAGGUGGCCCAACCGCGUCGAGGUCGGUGGGAGCGGCGGCUGUUUCUUCUGCUCGUCGCUGUGGCCUGCUCAUUCUGCUACAUGCACUGUAUGAAUCCCGCAGCCUUCUAUGUUCCUUCAGGAGAUAGGAUGGAUUUCAUUGGGCCGAUUGGGGGCAUGUACGAUGCUGGUGAUCAUGAAGUAGAUUCACUGAGAUUGUUAGGGCCAGUUUAUAUGAUGGGUCCAGAGGACGUGCUUGAAGAGACUACAAAUCAACUUAUGCAAGGGGAGACUGAAGAUGCGGUUCAUCGGCAUGACCAGAGAGCAUCAAGAAAUCUGGUGGCAGUUACGAUGUUGGGACUAGCCGAUAUGUGCCUGAAUGUCCCACCGGGAGAAUUGACAUGCCAACUUGGGGGUGAAAGUAGCGAGAAUGUGGCUGAUUCGAAGGAAGAUCCUGAGCUGGAUGAUGAGCACAAGACAGAAUCGACAAUCAAGUCCUUAAAGAAGAAUGAGCAAAGCUAUGAAGAUCCCGAGCUGGAUGAUGAGCACAAGACAGAAUCGACAAUCGAGUCCUUUAAGAAGAAUGAGCAAAGCUAUGAAGUUGGUUGCUUGGAUGGAAACAUCGCAUUGGAUUCCAUUGGUACCAAUUCAGCCCACAUUGCUGACAUGGAAGAGGGCAGUUCGGGAUUAGUACAUCAAGAGGAAGGGGAGGAUCAUCCAAAUCAAUUUGCGAUUCAGUUGGUCUCCAUGGAGAAGGCAAUUGAAUCAUCAAGUGACAAGCUGAAUCUUGACGCUGAGCUAUGGCAAUAUGAGAACGCAGCAGAAGCUGCAAAAGAAAUAUGCUCUGCUGUAAAAUUUCUGUGGUCUGCAAUGGAACCUCAUUUGCUGCAGAUAUUGGCAUGCUUGUCUGUUGCAGGUUUUGUGGCUGCCAUGUUCAGGUACUUUCAAAGAUCAAGAGAGAUGGUUUUACCUGCACGACUACAUAUGCUUUCAAAGUCACCUGCAGAAGUGCCAGUGUUGGUCCCCAAUCAAAUUGUGCAGCUGCCAGUGUACUCUUCAGAGCAACCUACGCAAUUGACAGUUCCAAGACAAGGCCUGUCUGGCAGCUUGGAGGUUCCUAUGGGGUUGCCAUUACCCAAGCCAGACCCAUUUGUCAGCCUUAAUGUUCCUGUGCAAGAGCCAUGGCCCAAGACAGACCCAUUUGUCAGCGUCAAGGUUCCUGCGGAUCAUGGGAAGCAUGAUCAGAAACUUCAGCAGCAAGAUGCUAACAACAUGGAGGCUUCAAAUAGUAAAUUUCUGAAUCACAGAAAUGUUGACAGCUCCAAGCCACCAGUUGUCGAACUACUUGGAGAGUUCACAUUUGCAAACAGCGCAAGAGGAAGGGCUAUCAAGAGCUUGAAUCAGUAUGCUGGAGAUGCUGCAGUUCAGGAAUUGCCAGAAAAGGAUGUGGACAAGAUGCAGAUGAAUUCAAGCAUCGAUCAGACCCCGAGUGUUCGAAGAGGAAGAAAAGAGGAGAACUCUGUAAAAGGAGAUAAGACGGAUGCGACAUCAGCACCACUGACGCCGACUCCGUUGACACCGACUCCGUUGAGACGCUCCAACCGCCUCCGCAACAAGGUGAUUUCACCUUGAGCAAGACGCCGGUCGACCCUGGAUGGCUGGUUCCUUUUGGGGUGUGGGGGACAGCACCUAGUUGUUACCCAAGAAUGCAAAGCUUUGUCUGGUGAACUUCAGAAGCUAGGACAGUGUUACCUGAAAAUAGCUGCAGUAUUACGUUUGGUUUUCUGAAAACCCCGUGAAAUCUGUAUUGACUCCUUUUAGUGCUCAUGCGCUUGUAUUUCUCGUACUGAUGGCUACACUUAAUAGUGGAGUAAUUUGUAAUGAACAAAUCGGUGGUAUUCUAGUUUAUCCAAGUCCUAAAUCGGUGGAUUAUGCUGUUA